AGCCCUCACACAUUUUAUAGGAAUUAAUUCACAGUGAUCAUGCACUUUUUUUUUUUCCAGGAGGCCUUCUAUUCUAUUGGGCAGCUUGAGUCACGUGACCAGGAAUUGGCUGUAAGUCGCCCGGGCUCCAGUUUUAAUACAGCAGGGUCCCCCCCUACGUCUGAUUUAUCAGCAAUAUACAAUAAUAGGGCCUCGGGAAAUAUUGGGACCCUAAUAUUUGCUCUCCCACCCAUAGGCUGGCCAUGAAUUUUGAAUUUGAGACUGAGAUCGGGUUUAUAAACAGCCAGCCUUCGCUUGCAGAGUGCCUGACGUCCUUCCCUGCUGUCCUGGAGACAUUUCAAACUUCAUCAAUCAAGGACUCGACAUUAAUUCCUCCUCCUUUUGAACAAACAAUCCCUAGUCUGAAUCCGGGAUCCGGCAGCCAGCCCAGGACCAAGAGCCAAAAACGCUCAGAUCAUGGCCUGGUCCACCAGCCUAUCCAUCAGCCUGGCCAUUUGGCUGCAGAGUUCCCCUGGAUGAAAGAAAAGAAAUCGGGCAAGAGAAGCAACCAAGGAUCUCCUCAAGCUCCCUUGUCAGCCCAGGAGGCUGCAGGAGGCUCCCCGGCAGAACCGGCCGGGAUCCAGGACACCAGCGGCAGCUCCAGGAGGUUAAGGACAGCCUACACCAACACCCAGUUACUGGAGUUAGAGAAGGAAUUCCACUUUAAUAAGUACCUGUGCAGACCCCGGCGAGUGGAGAUUGCGGCUCUACUGGAUCUGACCGAGAGACAGGUCAAGGUUUGGUUUCAAAACCGCAGGAUGAAGCACAAAAGACAAACGCAACACAAAGACCAGCAGGAUGGAGAGCUGACCUUCUCCAAUUUAGAAGACUGCGACGAUGGGGACGAGAGUCCAUCUUAUCAGCAAGGAUUAGACAGUAACGACUCCUUGAGGGAGACAGACCCUUACACUUCCGAGACCCACAGCACUCAGCCACGUCCUUCAGGCAAAGAAUCCGAUCCAAGAAGCCCCCUGUAUCCAACACCCACAAGUGAGACUGAGGCAGGGGCAGAGGUGGGUUGCAUGGACAAUGUGCUCUCAGAAAGCGAGGACAAUUCCUUAUUGUCAGAGCUGACUUUAUUCUCUGCAGACUCCUGCCUACACAUUUCAGAUGGCUCCCUCCAUAGUCCCGUCCUCUUCUCCCAGGAAGAUAUCGACUUUCUCACUAGCACACUUUGCAGCAAAGAUCUCCACAAUCUAGACUUUUAAGUUGUUAUUAUUAUAAUUAUUAUUGCUAUUAUUAUUAUUAUUUGGUGGUGUCAGCCUCUGAAACGAGAGGAUAUCAUUUCGAUAUGUUCCAUGUAUUUGUUUAUUUAUUUAUUUAUUUUCGAACGUCUUCUGAGGUUCUUGUUUAUUGUUAUUCUCAUGCAUCUAAUUAUUUUUUAUUUUUUUAUUUUGGGAUCGACAAUUUGAAAAUGAUCAGGAUUAGAAAUUAAUAAUUGGAUUUUUCAAUGACUUUAGUGACGUCUCAGGAAAUCGGAGGUUGGUUUAGAUCUAUUAGGCCCAAGGCUUAAGUGAUAGAGUAUUUAUUUGAGGUUUAUUAGCUAUUUUAUAAUUAUUUAUUUGACUUUAUUUUCAUAGAUGAAAUGUAUUUAUAAUAUUCCGUGUGCAGUUUUGACACGUUAAUAAAAACACAAUUAUUCUGAG
This is a messenger RNA of Bufo gargarizans (Asiatic toad), 1685 nucleotides long. It is a transcript of the gene HOXB2, whose product is annotated as homeobox B2. NCBI's taxonomy places the organism in Eukaryota, Metazoa, Chordata, Amphibia, Anura, Bufonidae. The record is from RefSeq and is a predicted model, not a curated record. Gene Ontology annotation, molecular function: DNA-binding transcription factor activity, RNA polymerase II-specific; DNA binding. Bases 243 to 1247 code for a protein of 334 amino acids. Gene Ontology annotation, biological process: regulation of DNA-templated transcription. The transcript is spliced from 2 exons.